UGACCCAGAACUCAUGUUCAGGAAACACGGCUUCCUUCAGAAUGGUCAAAAUAAUGGCAUGAGGCGUUUUGGACCUUUUAUCUCCCAGUGAGAAUCUUCUGAUGAUGCAAGGACUUUGAGAUUUAAUCCAAGCCAUGUGGUAAAGUCGGGGGGUCUGAAGAAAAUGGAAAGGCCCCCGUUUCUGUGGCUGUGCCUUUUCCUGCCCCUGGUAAGAGGACACAGCCUGUUCACCUGUGAGCCAAUCACUGUGCUCAGAUGUAUGAAAAUGGCCUACAACAUGACCUUCUUCCCCAACCUGAUGGGCCAUUACGACCAGGGAAUCGCCGCUGUGGAAAUGGAGCCCUUUCUGCCUCUUGCAAAUCUGGAAUGUUCGCCAAAUGUUGAAAUAUUCCUUUGCCAAGCUUUCGUACCAACCUGCACAGAGCAAAUUCAUGUGGUUCCACCUUGUCGUAAAUUAUGUGAGACAGUAUAUUCUGAUUGCAAGAACUUAAUUGACACUUUUGGGAUCCGGUGGCCUGAAGAACUUGAAUGUAACAGAUUGCCACACUGUGAUGACUCUGGUCCCGUAACUCCUGAUCCACACACAGAGCUCCUUGGUCCUCAGAGGAAAACUGAACAAGUCCCAAGAGACAUUGGCUUUUGGUGCCCAAAGCAUCUCAAGGCUUCAGGAGAGCAAGGCUAUAAGUUCCUGGGGAUUGACCAGUGUGCCCCUCCGUGCCCCAACAUGUAUUUUAAAAGUGAUGAGCUGGACUUUGCCAAAAGUUUCAUAGGAAUAGUUUCAAUAUUUUGUCUUUGUGCAACUCUGUUCACAUUUCUUACGUUUUUAAUUGAUGUUAGAAGAUUCAGAUACCCAGAGAGACCAAUUAUCUAUUACUCCGUCUGCUACAGCAUCGUCUCUCUCAUGUACUUUGUUGGGUUUUUGCUGGGCAAUAGCACAGCUUGUAAUAAGGCAGACGAGAAGCUGGAGCUCGGGAACACGGUCGUUUUGGGCUCGAAGAACAAGGCUUGCAGCGUGGUGUUUAUGUUUUUGUAUUUUUUCACAAUGGCUGGCACUGUGUGGUGGGUGAUUCUCACCAUUACUUGGUUCUUAGCUGCAGGAAGAAAGUGGAGUUGUGAGGCCAUUGAGCAGAAGGCGGUGUGGUUCCAUGCGGUUGCCUGGGGGAUGCCCGGAUUCCUGACGGUCAUGCUGCUCGCUAUGAACAAAGUCGAGGGGGACAACAUUAGCGGGGUUUGCUUCGUGGGCCUUUAUGACCUGGAUGCCUCUCGGUACUUUGUCCUCUUGCCUCUGUGCCUCUGUGUGUUGGUCGGGCUGUCUCUCCUUUUAGCUGGCAUCAUUUCCUUAAAUCAUGUUCGACAAGUUAUACAACAUGAUGGCCGAAACCAAGAGAAACUGAAGAAAUUCAUGAUUCGAAUUGGAGUCUUCAGUGGCCUGUAUCUUGUGCCCUUAGUGACACUUCUUGGUUGCUAUGUCUAUGAACUAGUGAACAGGAUCACCUGGGAGAUAACUUGGUUCUCCGAUCAUUGUCGCCAGUACCGCAUCCCGUGCCCUUAUCAGGCAAAUACAGAAGCUCGACCAGAAUUGGCUUUAUUUAUGAUAAAAUACCUGAUGACAUUAAUUGUUGGUAUCUCUGCCGUCUUCUGGGUUGGAAGUAAAAAGACAUGCGCAGAGUGGGCCGGGUUCUUUAAACGGAACCGCAAGCGAGACCCCAUCAGCGAAAGCCGGAGAGUGCUGCAGGAGUCCUGUGAGUUCUUCCUGAAGCACAAUUCCAAAGUGAAACACAAGCAGAAACACUACAAGCCAGGGUCACAUAAGCUAAAGGUCAUUUCCAAGUCCAUGGGGACCAGCACAGGCGUGACAGCAGACCACGGCACCUCUGCCGUGGCAAUCGCUGACCAUGACUGCUUAGGACAAGAAACUUCCACCGAAGUCCAGACCUCCCCGGAAGCGUCCGUGAAGGAGGUGAGAGCAGACAGAGCAAAGGACCGGGACUGUGGAGAGCCUGCUUCCCCUGCAGCGUCCAGCUCCAAGCUCUCUGGGGAACAGAACGACAGGAAAGGCCGAGCGGGCAGUGUGAAGGAAAAAAGCAGUGUGUCGGAAGGGGCUCCAAGUGAAGGAAGGGUAAGUCCGAAGAGUGACAUCACUGAAACUGGCCUAGUGAAGUGCAGCAAUUUGCAGGUCCCCAGUUCUUCAGAACCAGGCAGCCUCAAAGGUUCCACAUCUCUGCUUGUUCACUCAGCUUCUGCAGUUAGAAAAGAGCAGGGUGCUGCCGGGCAUGCAGACACUUGAAGAAACUUUUAUCUCAUGACCCUGGAAGUCAGUUCUUAUUACACUGGAGACGACAAUGCAUUUGUCUUUUUAAAAAAAACCACUGUUGAGCUGGGAGAGUAGCUCAGUGGUAGAGCAUUCACCCGGAAUACUUGAGGACCUGGGUUCAUCUCCCAGCACUGCAAAAAGAAAAAUCACUGUUACAUUCUUCUUUUGCACUGAAACCAGCUUUGUCUUCUGCCUAGUUUUUUGUUUGUUUGUUCGUUUGUUUCGAGACAGGGUUUCUCUGUGUAGCCCUGGCUGUCCUGGAACUCACUCUGCAGACCCGCCUGCCUUGCUGGGAUUAAAGGCGUGCGCCAGCACCACUGGCUGUGUGUCUGCUGUUAUCCUGGGGCAGGGGGACAGAUUUCAAGAAUAGUACAAUGCUUUCAUACCUGGAAAAAACAAAAAUAUCCAGGUUAAUAAUAUUUUCAAACUGUAGGGGGUGGAGAGGGCAUUAGAGGAAUCUUCCUUCUAUUUAUGAAGAUUCUUUCUUUAAAGUAUUUUAAGAUAUUUUAUGCUGUUUCAUUCUUUUGAUAUAAAACCAGGAUUUUUCUGAAGUAUUUAAAACUUAUCAUUAAACCUUUAUAUGUAUGUGUAUAUAUAUAUUUGAAAACACACUUAUAUGCAUUUGAACUUUUUUGAAAAUCCUAGAAAAUUGAUUCAAAUAUUUGUAUGAUGUUAUUCUAAUAUUUUAGCUACUUUGCUAUUACUGUAGCUGUUACACUGAAUUUAUAAGAAACUUGUAAAACAGCAUUCUUUAUAGUAUAAAGAACAGGUAUUACACUGAAAGGUUUGUAAGAAGCAUUCACCUUUCAAAGCCACUCCACCUUACCUUACCUGUGAGUUUUGUGAGUGUUGACAUGUGAAGAGUUUCACAGGUCUCUGAAGGAGAUGCUGUGGAGACAGUGUCCUCCUUGUUGUCCUGCCUCCUGCUGUUUGCAUCUGACAUUGGCAAGCUUUCACUUGUAAUUUUUUUUUUUUUCUGGAGCUGAGGACCAAACCCAGGGCCUUGCAGUUGCUAGGCAAGCGCUCUACCACUGAGCUAAAUCCCCAACCCCUCACUUGUAAAUCUUUAUAAAUUACACAAAGCUAUUGAGUUCCUUUUUUUUUUUUUUAAGGUUUCAUGACCACUCAAGAUUGAAUUAUGGCCAUUUAUAGUUGCUCAUACUUUUCUAUUUUAUUAUUUUUUAUCUUUUUGAGACAGGGUCUUACUAUGUAGCUCUAUCCAGCUGUCCUGGAACUCAGUAUGUAGACCAGGCUGGCUUUAAACUCACAGAGUGCCGCCUACCUCUGUCUCCCAAGUGCUGAGAUUAAAGACUUGAGCCACCACACCCAGAUUUCAUCCUUUAUUAAAAUUUAAACUUAAAUUUUUAUAGUACUACAGAUACAUUGUAUUGUAUCUUUCUCAGAUGCUGUGCAAAAUUCAUGUCUGCAACUGAACAUGCAAAAGAAAGUGUGCUGGUAAUAGUAGUGAAAUAUACAGGGAAAUGUAACAAGUGGUAAACUAAUGUGGUUUGAACAACACACUUGAAAAUAACAAGGAAUUUCCUUAAUUUUGUUUCUCAUUAAGUAUUAUUUCCUGAGCAACAUUUUCUUGGGUGCUUUGGGCCUGUCAGACCUUCUGCUAAAGUUUAAAUUAAAAUUAUCAUGUACUGUAUGGAAAAUGUUGUAAAUACUAACUUUUCCACAUUUGUAAACUUUGUACACAAGAACUUUUUUGUGUGAUCUUUUCACCAAUAAAAUUUUCUUUGUAUAAA
Messenger RNA from Peromyscus eremicus (cactus mouse), 4065 nucleotides. It is a transcript of the gene Fzd6, whose product is annotated as frizzled class receptor 6. Gene Ontology annotation, biological process: canonical Wnt signaling pathway; non-canonical Wnt signaling pathway. Gene Ontology annotation, molecular function: Wnt receptor activity; Wnt-protein binding. The coding region runs from base 164 to 2287 and encodes 707 amino acids. The record is from RefSeq and is a predicted model, not a curated record. The transcript has 6 exons. Gene Ontology annotation, cellular component: plasma membrane. NCBI's taxonomy places the organism in Eukaryota, Metazoa, Chordata, Mammalia, Rodentia, Cricetidae.